AUGGGUUAUGCUAACUAUGCUUUUCGCUAUGACCCUUUCAUUGAUAAUUACAAGGUUGUUUCUGUUUUUUGUUAUGAGUUUCAAUAUUUUAAAAAUCUUCGUGCAAAAGCUUGCAAAACCGAAGUUAAAGUUCACACUUUGGGCAAGCAUUCAUGGAGAAGGAUUCACAAUUUCUCUUCUACAUAUGUCCCUCGUGGGUGUGAAUCAGGAAUAAUUGUCAGCGGCUCAGUUAAUUGGUUUGCAUAUUCCAGUGUAAACGAUAGUUGCUCGAUCACCAUUGUUUCUCUUGAUUUGGGGAAAGAAUCUUACCAAGAUAUUUCACAGCCUGAUUAUGGAGAUUUUGUUAGGUUGACCAUGGGUGUGAUGCGGGAUUUCUUGUGCCUAUUUUCUUAUUCUGACUCUUUUACUGAUGUUUGGCUUAUGAAGAUAUACGGAAAUAAAGAGUCUUGGAUUAAAUUAAUUCGUCUUCCUCGCCUUCGUUAUCAUGAUUACAGAGUUUCUAGCAGGAUAGUUGAUAUUUCUGAGGAUAAAAACCAAGUGCUGCUUAUCUUGAUAAAGGAUUAUAGAUUGUUGAGGUGGUUUGUCUAUGAUGCCAGAAACGAUAUUAAAAAGAUUAUCGAGAUUCAAGGGUCUGAUUGGGUACAAUCAAAAAUCUACGUUGAAAGUUUGAUAUCACCUUGA
This is a messenger RNA of Medicago truncatula (barrel medic), 681 nucleotides long. RefSeq names its product F-box/kelch-repeat protein At3g23880. NCBI's taxonomy places the organism in Eukaryota, Viridiplantae, Streptophyta, Magnoliopsida, Fabales, Fabaceae. Bases 1 to 681 code for a protein of 226 amino acids. The record is from RefSeq and is a predicted model, not a curated record. The transcript has a single exon.